Rhineura floridana is the source of this 1236-nucleotide messenger RNA. RefSeq names its product ETS repressor factor like (gene ERFL). Gene Ontology annotation, molecular function: sequence-specific DNA binding; DNA-binding transcription factor activity, RNA polymerase II-specific. The coding region runs from base 1 to 1236 and encodes 411 amino acids. Lineage: Eukaryota; Metazoa; Chordata; Lepidosauria; Squamata; Rhineuridae. The transcript has 5 exons. Gene Ontology annotation, cellular component: nucleus. Gene Ontology annotation, biological process: regulation of transcription by RNA polymerase II; cell differentiation. The record is from RefSeq and is a predicted model, not a curated record.
AUGGACUGUAACUGCGUCUCGGACCUCCUCCUCACUUCUCCGGUUCCUGCUCUCUGGACUCCAGGCUUUGCUUUCCCAGACUGGGCCUACAAGCCUGAGUCAAGCCCUGGCUCACGUCAGAUCCAGCUGUGGCAUUUCAUCCUGGAGUUGCUGCAGAAGGAAGAAUAUCAGAAUGUCAUUGCCUGGCAGGGGGACUACGGGGAGUUUGUCAUCAAGGAUCCAGAUGAGGUGGCCCGGCUGUGGGGCAUUCGUAAAUGCAAGCCCCAUAUGAACUAUGACAAACUGAGCAGGGCCCUGAGGUAUUACUACAACAAGCGGAUCCUGCACAAGACGAAGGGCAAACGCUUCACCUACAAGUUUAACUUCAGCAAAGUGGUUUUGGUUAACUACCCUCUCUUGGACAUGGCUGCCAACUCCCCAUUCCUGCUAGCCCAGAACCCUUUCAAUGGCAGCAACCAUGGGACCGACUGUGCCCCGCUGACCCCUGAGACCCUGCAGAGCCUCUUUUCUAGCCCCCGCUUGGGGGACCCUGCCGCCCGCACCCCACUCUUUGAACGUCAAACAGAGACUGAGAAGUUGAGGCUGGAUGCUGCCUUCCCUUUCCUGGGGUCAGGUAUUGCCGGAUAUACAAAGCCCCCCAGUUUGCUGACUCCGUAUGGCAGGAACGCUUCCUUCCCAGAUUACCCCUGGAAUUUUAACCCUUACCUGUCCAGCACUUUCCCCCUGAGCAGCUCCAAGCUACCCGCCUCCCUGUACUCCCCCCACUUCUACCCCAACCCCCUGUCUGGGUCAUUAGCUCAGCUUCCAGGGCCCAUCUCACUGCUCCCAGGGGAUAGCACAGAGCGGGCUGCAGCCCUGGGGGCUGGCUCUGUCCCCCGUCUCUGCCUCCCUCCCCAUGGCACAACCCUGCCCUUGCGUGGGGCUGGGAAUGGGACAAGUGAUCGUGAGAAGGAGCUCCUGGGUACCAGGGCCCAGAGUCCAUCAGGGGGGCGAGGGACCAAAGAAGAUCCCGGCUCGGAUUCAGAGUUGGAGAUCACAGAUCUGAGUGAAUGUAGUUCGGAGAACGAAGGCUGUGAUUUCAGCCCUGACAGCUUGGAGGCGCUAGAGAGUCAGGUGCAAAAUUACAAGCGGCUGGAGAGAGAUUGGACGGCAGGAGCAACAGCGAGCCAGCCAGAAGGGACGGCAGGGGUCAGCCUGGGCCCUGCCAAGGAGGGGAAGAACCUGCCAGGCAGCUGA